GUUACAUGUGAAGGUACUUUAUUUUUGAAGAUUAAAGUUGCAGUCAUCCAAACACAAUAUGGCCACACAGGUGAAUAAGUCGCUCCGGUAAUAAUGGCCAAUGAUGUCUGUUUCAUUCUAGUAAAUUGGUAUGUGGUAAGGUGCCUGUUUCCUCGUGCACCAGCAUACUUGAAUGUCCUUCCUCAUCUAAUCUGACAUCCUCCUGUGAGGCGUUCAGUCCUGCACGACAGGUAGUCUACCAUCUUUAACUCAGUCAUAGAGACCGAGUGACCGGGAGAGGCGCGCCGCGUGCACUAACCGGACCACUGAUUCUGAGAGGACAUUUUCGCCUUGACCGAGCCGCGUGAGCAUUUGAAAUGUGUUUUGCGAUUAUUGUACAGCCUCCAUUUCGACGCGCAAGCUGUCAAGCGCAGAUCAUGUGAUUGCGAGGAUGUGGGCUUGUCUUGUCGUCCGGAUCUGUCCGUAACAAAGCCAGAACGCGAGGUUGUGGGAUUGAUGCAGCAGUGUUUGGACGACUAGUCACGAAUGUAGGGCUACACAUCUCUUUGAAAUAUAUUGCUUGGAUAGAAUGUAACAGGCUAUAUUUAAACACCUCAUGGGGCAGACAGAUGCAAUGUUGUUAUAGGUUGAGAGAACUGAACAUCGUCAGCGUUGACACGCACACCACUGUCCGCUUCAUCUGGUGCGGUUAUUGAAUCGUGUCUCUCCUCCUCUCCUCUUCUUUCUUUCAGCAUCACUGACAGAGGCUGCCGAUGCUGCCGUAGCUCGUGAAAAUAUUCUCCGUAGCAAAGUACCGGGACAGGGCUGUGUGUCAUUUAUCCCGGGCUAGAUGCUGUGAAUUAUCUCGCAGGAUUGUGAUUUGGGUUUACCGGAGGGAAUUGCAUCAUAGACAUUGUGUUUCGUUUGCUCCGGUUUGAUUCUGUCGCUGUCGUCUACAUUGCUUAGGAAAUUGGAGGCAUAGCCUAUUGCAUUCACUGCUGUUCUGUAAGCUAAAUGUCAUGUGUAAUAUCCGAAUGACAAUCUGAUAUUUGCUGUGUUUUUCAAGGAGGUGUUCCGGGGACAUACGCAAGUGACACGUGCCCAGAGAGUGAUGUGUCUGACAGACGGGCAUUCGUAGCCUACGAGAGAAGUGGGAGGGAAUUAUUUCUCACAUACACUAGUUCAGGAGUCGCCAAGUUCUCAGAGUUAUCAGUUCGGCUAAAUAUAGGAGCGAGCUUGCAGAUAAACGUUUUGACUAUCCAGUUUAUGCACCAGCAUCGGGAUGCGACGUCAUGAGUUGAAUAUGCUGGCCAGAUGUUGCCUUUGAUGUGAUUCAUUCAAUCUCGGCUAGGCCGACUGUUGGGUGCUUUUUACAGCAGAAAUAACUACGGACUCCUGCAUUUCUCAACGAAUUAAUUAGUCAGUUAAUUAGCCCCCCCCCCUCCCCCUCCCCGUUGCUUGUCUACCUAAUUUAAAUAAGCAUAUCUAGGCUACUUCAUAAUACCCGGACUGGGAUACAACACAAACUGUGCUACAAUGAUACCCGGAUCGGCCGCGUCGAUGCUCCCAUCUAUGUCGUCGGAUGACAUUAAACUAUACCAGCAUAACUACGUCCGCAACUCCCGUGCCAUCGGACUCCUGUGGGCCAUCUUCACCAUCCUGUUCGCCAUCUUGAACGUGGUGAUCUUCAGCCAGCCCUAUUGGAUCGGAGACGGCGUGGACACCCCUCAGGCCGGCUACUUCGGCCUCUUCCACUUCUGCACCGGCGACGGAAUCCAGAGAGAGCUCGACUGCACUGGGACCUUCACAGAGUUCGCUCAGAUCCCUUCCACCGCGUUCAAGGCCGCGUCGUUCUUCGUAGGAAUGUCGAUGAUGUUGGUGAUGGCUUGCAUCGCUUCCUUCACUCUCUUCUUCCUGUUCUCCACCACCACCGUCUAUAAGAUCUGUGGCUGGAUGCAGGGGGCCUCGGGUGUAUGUCUGGUGAUGGGCUGUAUAAUCUACCCUGACGGCUGGGACAGUGACGAGGUGCGGAGGAUGUGUGGGGAGCAGACAGACAAGUACAGUCUGGGAGCGUGCUCCAUGCGCUGGGCUUACAUUCUGGCUAUCAUGGGGGUUCUGAAUGCCCUCAUGCUCUCCUUCCUGGCUUUUGUACUGGGCAACAGGCAGGACGGACUCAUGACCGAGGAACUACUGGCCGAGAGCAAGGAAGCUGGGAAUGCCUAAAACAACCCAUAGGUGUCUGCGUUUCCUAGUGUGUAUGUGUUAACUUUCAUCAUCACGCUCCAGAGUUUUACCCAUCAUCCCCCAGAAGAGGACGACACUGGCACACCAUGGCUGUGAGAGAGAGAAGAAAGAGAUCGAGAGGAGAAGAGAGUAAAAGAGAAAGAGAGGUGGACAAUGAGUGAGCGAAAACAGACAGGAGAGAGGGAGAGAAAUGCUAUGUAGCCAGAUGCCUCACAUUCAUUCACACAUGUACUGUAUUCUAUUUCUCACCUUCUAGUCUAUGCUGGAUCUGCCAAUGUACAUCUACCCCUGGGGCGGCAGGGUAGCCUAGUGGUUAGAGCGUUGGACUAGUAACCGGAAGGUUGCAAGUUCAAACCCCCGAGCUGACAAGGUACAAAUCUGUCCUGUUCUGCCCCUGAACAGGCAGUUAACCCACUGUUCCUAGGCUGUCAUUGAAAAUAAGAAUUUAUUCUUAACUGACUUGCCUAGUUAAAUAAAGGUCAAAUUUAAAAAAUCUCUAUUAUAUUGGCCCUGCUCACAGUCCUACAGUCUCUCUACCUCCACACUAUUCCACUAUCACUGAACCCCUAGGAACCCCAGCAGAGACAAGACAAUCUUCACACAGCCGAUCAUCGACCAAGACGGGGACAGAGACUGACCAACAGAAGGAUUAUCUGCAAGAAUAUGGAUGAAGAAGACUGGGUUGAAGUAUUGUUCUUGAAAUCACGUAUUGUAGUGAGAAAACACUCAGACACACACACUCAGACACAUACACACACUCAGACACACACACACUCACACACUCAGACACACACACUCACACACACACACUAUCACACUCAGACACACACACUAUCACACUCAUGUAGACAGUCACAUUUGAACGUGUACAGGGCACUCGGAAAGUUUUCAGACCCCUUGACUUUCCACAUUUUGUUUACGUUACAGCCUUAUGCUAAAAUGGAUUACAUUUUCUUUUUCCCUCAUCAAUCUACACACACAAUACCCCAUAAUGACAUCACAAUACCCCAUAAUGACAAAGCAAAAACAGUAAGUAUUCAACCAGUUGCUAUGAGACUCGAAAUUGAGUUCAGGUGCAUCCUGUUUCCAUUGAUCAUCAUUGAGAUGUUUCUACAACUUGAUUGGAGUCCACCUGUGGUAAAGUCAAUGGAUUGGACAAUAUUUGGAAAGGCACACACCUGUCUAUAUAUGGUCCCACAGUUGACAGUGCAUGUCAGAGCAAAAAUCAAGCCAUGAGGUCGAAGGAAUUGUCCGUAGAGCUCUGAGACAGGAUUGUGUCGAGGCACCGAUCUGGGGAAGGGUACCAAACCAUUUCUACAGCAUUGAAAGUCCCCAAGAACACAGUGGCCUCCAUCAUUCUGAAAUGGAAGAAGUUUGGUAUGUCCUUGAGUGACCCAGCCAGAGCCCAGACUUGAACCCAAUCAAACAUCUCUGAAAAGAGACCUGAAAAUAGCUGUGCAGCAACACUCCCCAUCCAACCUGACAGAGCUUGAGAGGAUGUGCAGAGAGAAAUGGGAGAAACUCCCCAGAUACACGUGUUUCAAGCUUGUAGCGUCAUACCCAAGAAGACUCUAGGCUUUAAUCGCUGCCAAAAGGUGCUUUAACAAAGUACUGAGGAAAGGGUCUGAAUACUUAUGUAAAUGUAAUAUUUCAGUUGUGUAUUUUUCAUUUUUUAUAAAUUCGCAAAAUUUUCCAACAACCUGUUUUGGCUAUGUCAUUAUGGGGCAUUGUGAUGGGGCAUUGUGAUGUCAUUAUGGGGUAUUGUGAUGGGGCAUUGUGUGUAGAUUUAUGAGGGACAAAAAUUAUUUCAUCCAUUUUAGAAUAAGGUUGUACGUAACAAAACGUGGAAAAAGUCAAUAUUUCCUGAAUACUUCCUGAAUGCGCUGUAUAUCUGUAUAUGUAUGUAUACAUUGCAUCCUUAGACAUUGACCUUGUAAUAAAUCCCUAAUGCUAACAAAUCAAGCAACACUAGAUACUGUAUAUUCGUGUCAUUUCCCUGAAUAUGUGUUUGUUUUACUUGUGAAAAGAAGGAAAUCACCUAAUUCUCAUGUGAUAUUGGGUGUCUUAACAUAAUGGGUGAACUCUUACAAACAAAACAUCCUCCUUAUCCCCCCUUCCUCAAUAACCCUCUUUACCAGAACACUGUUGUCUAACGUGAGUUGCUAUGGUUACCGUGUAUAGAUAUUCACUGGAGAGAGAAAAAAAAAUUGAAGUUUUACAAAGUUUGGGAUGUAAACAUGUAUUCUAAAAUAUCAAAGAAGCACUAAUGUAGGAAUUCAUUUUGUAACUCCAUUGCAAGCGUAUGCUCAGCUCGAUUUACACUUCAUGAACUUGUGUCUCAAUAUUUUGUAGUUUGUGGUAUGGUAUAUUCUUCUUCACUGUGACGGGGGUGAAUGAAUGACUGCACGUCUCCUUUGUAUCUUGUAGCUGAGAGGUGAAUGAGUGUGUGUAUGGGAUAUGUGUCUGUCCACACGUUACUGUGUGUGUGUUUAAUGCACCUUUUUAGUGUACCAACACACCGUCCUCGUCUCAUACCGAGUCUCCUGUACAUACAAUACAUAUCUCCCUAUUUUAGAUUCUCUCUCUUUCUUUCUCUCUUUCUCUUUCUCUCUCUCAAUUUCUCUCUUUCUUUCUCUCUCUCUCUUUCUCAAUUUCUUUCUCUCUCUCUCUCUCUCUCUCUCUCUCUCAGCAUACUAAGUGUGUAGAGGGUCAUAUAUAAUAAUCCAUUGAUUGAUGAAUUGAUUGGUUGAUUGAUAAGGCCUGAUGAGGUUAUUCUAGUCCUAUACCUCCAUCGUGAGAUAGGAGGAGAAAGAGGGGGAGGAAGAGGAGGAGGUCUGGUGAGCUUUAGUGUUAAUACUGGAGAAAGGCCUGUCCCAGUCUCCUCUCUAUAUGUACCACUAAUGUAAAUGUAAAUAUCAAAACAGAUACCAAACAUUAAGAAACUAUAAGGAAGAGAACGGUAACCGCAAUGAAAUAAAUAAAGAAGAAUAUAUGAGUAUGAUUAAUAAAGGUUAUGACGU
Molecule: messenger RNA, 5243 nt
Organism: Oncorhynchus keta (chum salmon)
Lineage: Eukaryota; Metazoa; Chordata; Actinopteri; Salmoniformes; Salmonidae
Product: LHFPL tetraspan subfamily member 3 protein-like
Exons: 4
Coding region: 1516-2202 (228 amino acids)
Biological process (GO): sensory perception of sound
Cellular component (GO): plasma membrane
Source: RefSeq, a predicted model, not a curated record